CAGGGACUAGAAAAUAAUAGCCCUGUGUGUUUUAACUGGUUCGGACGCAAAAGAGACUAAUGUGUCUUCUAGGCAUCCAGCGCUCUUUGGAGAAAGUUGAGCACAGAAUGCCUCUUCAUUGACAUCACCAGGGAUGACUUUUGACACCACUCACAGGAUGGAGUGCUUGUUCCAACGUUGGCAUAAAGACGUUUUCCUUUGCUCCUCGCUUCGGUCUGUACUUUCUGUGACAUGCUUGCUCCUUGUUCUGCUCAUGAGUCUCUAUCCCUGCCUGUGGUCCAUUGGGGUGCGACUUCAUUCAGUCUUCACAGGAAACUAUCUACCAGGCCACUACUCUGUCCUUAUUAUUAACAGCCCAACCGAGCAGACGGCCAAGGAUAUUGGCAGAGCCAUCAUGGAGAAGAGGCUAGCUGCCAGUAUUAACAUUCUCACAAGGACAUCUACAAUGUACAUAUGGAAAGAUGAAAUUCGUGACACCAGUGAAAUUCUUAUGCUUGUAAAAACAAAAACUUCCAGGAUUCAACAUGUCUUGGAAUAUGUGAGGUCUGUCCACCCAUACGCAGCCCCAGAAGUCCUCAGUUUUCUCGUGGAGGAUGGCAACCUGGAAUACCUGAACUGGAUGGAUGAAGUGAUUCCAGAACAUUGAUUUAUCAUUAACUCAAAGUCAUUUUCAGUAAACAGGAUAUAGACAACUGCUCUUCAUCAAACAUUAACCAGGAAGUAACAAACAAAACUAAGUAGUUUUAAAUUAACCAACAUGUUUUGAGGCAGCUUGAAGAAGCAAAUAUAUAAACAAAUAAUGCCUUAUUUAUGUACUGUAUUUGCUGAAUGUUUUGCACUGUUUUAACUCUAAUGGCCUUUUAAGAUAUUGCCAAAACUGUCAAAAAGUAAAAACAAAAAGAACAGAACAGAAAAAAUAAUUCAUUCAACCUCAAACACUACAGACUAAUACAACUACAACAUUCUUUCUUACAAGUCCAGAGUAUAGGCGUUAUAAAAAGUCAAUUUUUAAACUUCUC
Messenger RNA from Boleophthalmus pectinirostris (great blue-spotted mudskipper), 1019 nucleotides. Its product is annotated as protein CutA homolog. Gene Ontology annotation, biological process: response to metal ion. The transcript is spliced from 6 exons. NCBI's taxonomy places the organism in Eukaryota, Metazoa, Chordata, Actinopteri, Gobiiformes, Gobiidae. The record is from RefSeq and is a predicted model, not a curated record. Gene Ontology annotation, molecular function: copper ion binding. The coding region runs from base 134 to 646 and encodes 170 amino acids.